CAGGUUGCCGAACAUUGUUUCAGACGUUCUCUCGAAGACAAAGAGAAGAGACUAAGAGGAAAAUCACACAUCUUUUACACCUAUUUCUCCAAUUUUUGUGCGAUUGUGCUCAUACGACUUCAAUUUCAUUUCGAUUAAAUAUAUCUUAAUAAAAGCAAUGGCAACUCCGAAAGUAUGGGCGAAAAUCCAACCUCUGGAAAAUCCUGUCAAUCUGCUGGAUAUCACAUCAGAACAGCUGGCCGCGAGUAUGGAAGAGAGAGAGUUGAACUAUUUCAACGACGACGACGCGAAUAAACGGACGGAUAAAAAUAUGGGAGAAACGUAUGAUGCGAGCGAUACCGGUAGUGAUGAAGUUAUAGCAAAUUUAUUGCAAGCUCAAUUUAAUCGGGAGUACGAUACGAUGUUAAAACGCACAGAAAAAAAAUUUAAUCGCGAUUCGAAAGUGAGUAUUUCGUAUAGUAAUUACCGUAACUCUUUGCAUGAUGCCAAGGAUGAAGAUAAUAUGGAAGUUAAUGUGGAUGACAACAACAGAGACUUUGAUCGCUUUGUUAGUAUAGAGAAAGAAUAUGCUUCGAUACCACGUUGCGGUUAUAAGAAGAUGGGCAAAGAUUCUCAGAUUGUUACAAAACAUGACAUAUUAAUGUCUUCCAGAAUAAAUGCUUGUCGAGUAUUGCAAUUUCCACCAGGUAUUCACACAGGAGACACAGGUGGGUUUGAUGUCAAACUGAACAAUAAGGUAUAUAAUACUCUGCGCGCAUACAGUCGUGCGCAGUACUCCAAGGAGAGGGCAAAAGUAUCACCAAAAUCCAAAAAUUCGAAGUAGAAUAUCAGCAAGAUUCAACAAAUAAUUCUCUGAAUUCUUCCGAAUCCCAGCAGUAUUCCGUACUGCGUUAACAUGUGUGUUGGUAUUUUAUUUGUUAAAAAACGAUAGAAAAAUACAUUAUCGAAAAUUGAUAAAAUCUAUAAGUUUUGUCAAAUCUGCUAUUGUAUUAUAAUAUUUUUCAACAAUUAUCAAAAAUACUGAUAAAUAUCAUUAACAGAGUAUGGAAUAUUUCUGCUCUUUCAAUCGUAUUUACACUGAUUUACUGUAAAUACAUACAGCAUAUUAUGAUGAAACAAUGAAUUUGUACAUAUAAUCCAGCACUAAAUGUACAAAAUUAAAAAAAAAAUAUAUCUUGCAAUUAGGUGAAAAAACAUUUGACUAGAAUGGAAAUGCAUUGAAACUUUUGUGUGUAUAGAUAUAUGUACAUAUAUGUAUAUAUAUAUUAUAUGUAU
Messenger RNA from Camponotus floridanus (Florida carpenter ant), 1275 nucleotides. RefSeq names its product serine/threonine-protein kinase RIO3. NCBI's taxonomy places the organism in Eukaryota, Metazoa, Arthropoda, Insecta, Hymenoptera, Formicidae. The coding region runs from base 158 to 823 and encodes 221 amino acids. The transcript has 4 exons. The record is from RefSeq and is a predicted model, not a curated record.